Aedes albopictus (Asian tiger mosquito) is the source of this 1730-nucleotide messenger RNA. Its product is annotated as thymus-specific serine protease-like. The transcript is spliced from 2 exons. The coding region runs from base 148 to 1629 and encodes 493 amino acids. Gene Ontology annotation, biological process: proteolysis. The record is from RefSeq and is a predicted model, not a curated record. NCBI's taxonomy places the organism in Eukaryota, Metazoa, Arthropoda, Insecta, Diptera, Culicidae. Gene Ontology annotation, molecular function: dipeptidyl-peptidase activity; serine-type exopeptidase activity.
CUGCCCAUUCAAAUCGCCAUGCUUGAAGAUCCACGGAUUAGAUUGGGAAGCGCAUAGUACCACUUCCAGAUAAGACGAUUUCGCGUAGAAAAAGUAUAAAACCAUUGGACACUCCCAAGAGCAGUCCAAAGUUUUCUCCCGUUCAACAUGUGGAUCCAAACGACAUUCGCAAUCAGCAUGGUGGUAGCCUUCGCGGCCGCCGCCAUAGAAUCCAAUCCGGCCAGGCCGGUGCUGUUUGGAUCCGGACGGACGGCACCUCCUCGGCAGUUACCUUCCGAUAAUGUUAUCGAUAACGGCAACUACACCGAGUGGCACACGUUUGACCAACGCCAAAGCCAUUCGAACGCACAUAGUGUGGACAUGUUCCCGAUGCGAUACGUUAGCAAUUCAAAGUUCUACCGACCCGGGGGACCUAUAUUCGUGUUCGUUGGAGGACCAUGGGAGUUGGAGCAACACUUUGUCGAGCAGGGACACUUCGUGGAUUUGGCUGAGCAAAACAAUGCUUACGUAGUGGCGAACGAGAUGCGUUACUACGGAGAGAGUUUACCUUUACCAAAUGCAUCCCGUGGAAACUUGCGCCUUCUGCACAUUGUGCAAGCCUGCACGGAUCUGGCGCGGUUCAUUGUGCACAUAAGAGAUGAGGUUCUGCGAACUCCCAAUGCUAGAAUUAUCCUGGCUGGAGUUGGUUUCUCCGGCUCCCUGGCCAGCUGGACACGAUUGCGCUACCCUCAUCUGAUUCAUGGAAUUUGGGCGUCCGGUGCUAUGAUGCAAGCGAGCACAAACUUCAGAGAGUUUGCCGAAGAGGUGGGAGAGUACAUUCGCCGAUACGGCGGUAGUGAGUGCUAUGGUGCCCUAUGGCGAGGCUUCCGUACUGCUGAGAACCUGAUCGACGCAGGACAGUCCCAGACCGUGAACACCAUGUUCAACGUUUGCACUCCGAUCAAUGCAACCAAUCCGCUGGACGUUGAAGCAUUUUUCUACGGUAUUUUCAACGAAGUCGUUGAAAACACCCUACGGCCCAAUCUCCGAACCAACAUUAGAAAUAUGUGCGAUACGUUGACCCACGCCGAUCAUGAUAGCGGGCUGACAGCUCUGGCAAGUUGGAUAACUGACCGUUUCCCUGAAGCGGAAUGUCUUGCAAUGGACUUGGACAGCGUUGUACAGCUAUUCCAAGAGACCGACUGGCAACAUGAUGUGCACAAAUCCGGUGAGCGUCAGUGGUUCUACCAGCGUUGUACCGAACUGGGAUGGCCUUUGACGGCGGACUCGAUGAAUCAACCGUUCGGAGUUCGGAUCUCAGCAAAUCUCUUCCAGCAAAUCUGCCAGCGAGUUUUCGAUGGCUGGCUAACCGAAGACGUCUUUCAGUCGCUCAUCCGGCAGACGAACAUCCUAUACGGAGGAAACCGUCCGGAAAUGAGGUUCGUGUUCUAUACUCACGGUUCGUUAGAUCCGUGGCGGUUUACCGGUAUUACCGAGGUGCUGUACAACAACAAUUACGUGAAUGUCAUUCGGGGUGCUAUUCAUGGAGAGGAUAUGGCUUCGAUUUCUGAUUCGGACUGGGCCGACCUGAGAAACAGUAAGGAGGAGGUUGGUGUUGCCAUUCGUAGCUGGAUAGACAGAAGAGUGUGAUUAGGCUUCCAGUUACAAUUAUUUGUGUAUUUUGAAAGCAUCAAGCAGUAUUAGUAACAGUACUUGGGUAUUAUUUUAUGGAGAUUAUUGAAAUAAACAUG